AUGGCCACUGAAACAACCAAUGGAGCUCCCGUAACAGGUGAAGUUCAGAAAGAAGAUAAUAGCAACACCGCCACCGUGGAUGUUGGAAAGCCAGCCGCGCUGAAUGAGGACGCGCAUAAAGCGGUCAGCGCACCCCAGGCGGGAACUGCUACAUCUCCUAGCGUGGAUAAAGAUGCUGACAGCUCUUCAAAGAGCGCGGGAGACAAGCACGAACGCGACGAUGCAGCCGACAAAGCCGCCCAGGCGCCAAAAGAUGAACCUGCCAACAAAAAACAGAAAUCCGAUACCGAACCCUUCAAGGGAACAAAUGGAACCCAAGCCAACACUGCGACAAAUGGCGAGAAGAAGAGGGGCCCAGGCAGACCCAAGAAGAGCGAGGGAAGCACGAAAACUGAAAAGAAAACCCCCAAGCCUCGCGCCACUGAGGGAAUUGGAAGCCGAACUCGGAGUCGUGUCAAGGCAUAG
Molecule: messenger RNA, 465 nt
Organism: Blastomyces dermatitidis ER-3
Lineage: Eukaryota; Fungi; Ascomycota; Eurotiomycetes; Onygenales; Ajellomycetaceae
Exons: 2
Coding region: 1-465 (154 amino acids)
Source: RefSeq, a predicted model, not a curated record